Messenger RNA from Plectropomus leopardus (leopard coralgrouper), 667 nucleotides. The record is from RefSeq and is a predicted model, not a curated record. NCBI's taxonomy places the organism in Eukaryota, Metazoa, Chordata, Actinopteri, Perciformes, Serranidae.
GUGAGUCCUCGUACAUCGAUUUCAGCAGUCCAGACACUCGGGCGUGGUACUCCAGAUGUUUCAGCCUGGAUAAAUACAAGGGAUCCACACCGUCAUUAUUUGUGUGGAAUGAUAUGAAUGAACCGUCUGUGUUCGACGGGCCGGAGCAGACCAUGCCAAAAGACGCAGUGCAUUAUGGGGGCUGGGAACACCGGGAAUUACACAACCUGUACGGCUUCUACCAGCACAUGGCCACAGUGGACGGGCUGAUAACUCGCUCAGGUGGUUCAGAGAGACCGUUCGUCCUUUCGCGCUCCUUCUUCGCCGGCUCACAGAGAUUUGGAGCGAUAUGGACCGGUGACAACGUAGCCACCUGGGAAUAUCUGAAGAUCUCGAUUCCGAUGCUUCUGUCUCUCAGCAUCACAGGCAUCGGAUUUUGUGGAGCCGAUGUCGGUGGGUUCAUUCAGGACCCGGAGCCGGAGCUGCUGGUGCGCUGGUACCAGGCAGCCGCCCUGCAGCCGUUUUUCAGAGGUCACUCUGCAAACGUGACAAAGCGCCGCGAGCCGUGGCUGUUUGGAGAAGAAGUCACCGCUGCAAUCCGGUCUGCGAUCCAACAGAGGUACUGUUUGCUGCCUUACUGGUACACUCUUUUCUAUCAGGCUCACACCUGCGGCCUGCCUCCGCUCAG